This is a messenger RNA of Physeter macrocephalus (sperm whale), 2705 nucleotides long. RefSeq names its product formin-like protein 3. Gene Ontology annotation, biological process: cortical actin cytoskeleton organization; regulation of cell shape; cell migration. The record is from RefSeq and is a predicted model, not a curated record. The transcript has 19 exons. Gene Ontology annotation, cellular component: cytosol. Gene Ontology annotation, molecular function: small GTPase binding; actin filament binding. The annotation marks the transcript as partial. Lineage: Eukaryota; Metazoa; Chordata; Mammalia; Artiodactyla; Physeteridae.
GUUAGUUUCAGGUGUACAGCAAAGUGAAUCAGUUAUAAAUACACAUAUAUCCACUCUUUUUUUUUUUAAAUUCUUUUCUCAUAUAGGCCAUUACAGAGUAUUGAGUAGAGUUCCCUGUGCUAUACAGCCAGUUCUUACUAGUUAUCUAUUUUAUGUAUAGUAGUGUGUAUAUGUCAGUCCCAAUCUCCCAGUUUAUCCCUCUCCCGCCACCCCCUGAUAACCAAUCUGUUCAUUUUCAUUUAAAAUAAAGUUACUCUUGACUGACUAAAUUGAUUCCACAACCUGUGGUUUGGAAAACAUUGCUCAACCAAGCUGAAGCAAAUAUGAAGGGGAAGCAGGAGGAUGGCCAUGCCUCUCUGAGCCUUCCUUAUCAGCCACAGAGUGUCAGGGUGAAGCCUGAGGGACCAGGCCUAAGCGAAACCUGUCAGCCCUGUUGACUCAGGUUCUCUCCUCAGAGCUCCAUGAACCUGCCUCCUGACAAAGCCCGGCUCCUGCGGCAGUAUGACAACGAGAAGAAGUGGGAUCUGAUCUGUGACCAGGAACGAUUCCAGGUGAAGAAUCCUCCCCACACUUACAUCCAGAAACUCCAGAGCUUCUUGGACCCCAGCGUAACUCGGAAGAAGUUCAGGAGAAGAGUGCAGGAGUCAACCAAAGUACUGAGAGAGCUGGAGAUCUCACUUCGUACCAACCACAUUGGGUGGGUGCGGGAGUUUCUGAAUGAUGAAAACAAAGGCCUGGAUGUGCUGGUGGAUUACCUGUCAUUUGCCCAAUGUUCCGUCAUGUUUGACUUUGAGGCUCUGGAGAGUGGUGACGAUGGUGCAUUUGACAAGCUCCGGUCCUGGAGCAGGUCCAUUGAGGACCUGCAGCCACCCAGCGCCCUGUCAGCCCCCUUCACCAACAGCCUCGCUCGCUCUGCGCGCCAGUCUGUGCUCCGGUAUAGCACUCUCCCUGGGCGCAGGGCGCUGAAGAACUCCCGCCUGGUGAGCCAGAAGGAUGACGUCCACGUCUGUAUCCUUUGUCUCAGAGCCAUCAUGAACUAUCAGUAUGGAUUCAACCUGGUCAUGUCCCACCCUCACGCUGUCAAUGAGAUUGCGCUCAGCCUCAACAACAAGAAUCCAAGGACCAAAGCACUUGUCUUAGAGCUCCUGGCAGCCGUGUGUUUGGUACGGGGAGGUCACGAAAUCAUUCUUGCUGCCUUUGACAAUUUCAAAGAGGUAUGCAAGGAGCUGCACCGCUUUGAGAAGCUGAUGGAGUAUUUCCGGAAUGAGGACAGCAACAUCGACUUCAUGGUGGCCUGCAUGCAGUUUAUCAACAUCGUGGUGCACUCAGUGGAGGAUAUGAACUUCCGGGUCCACCUGCAGUAUGAGUUUACAAAGCUGGGGCUGGAGGAGUUCCUGCAGAAGUCAAGGCACACAGAGAGCGAGAAGCUGCAGGUGCAGAUCCAGGCAUACCUGGACAACGUGUUUGAUGUGGGGGGUUUGCUGGAGGACGCCGAGACCAAGAAUGUGGCCCUGGAGAAGGUGGAAGAGCUGGAGGAGCAUGUGUCCCAUCUCACAGAGAAGCUUCUGGACCUAGAGAAUGAGAACAUGAUGCGUGUGGCAGAGCUAGAGAAGCAGCUGCUGCAGCGGGAGAAGGAGCUCGAGAGCAUCAAGGAGACUUACGAGAACACGAGCCACCAGGUACACACCCUGCGGCGGCUCAUUAAAGAGAAGGAGGAGGCCUUCCAGCGCCGAUGCCACUUGGAGCCCACCGCCCGGGACCUAGAGUCAGUGGGCAGCGAGGCCCUGGCCCGGAUAGGCCCUGAGGAACUGAAUGAGGGCAUGCCCCCCUCCGACCUGGACCUCUUGGCUCCGGCCCCGCCCCCCGAGGAGGCCCUACCUCUGCCUCCGCCGCCAGCUCCUCCCUUGCCCCCUCCGCCUCCCCCGUUACCAGACAAGUGUCCCCCAGCCCCACCUCUCCCCGGCGCUGCUCCCUCUGUGGUGUUGACAGUAGGCCUGUCAGCCAUUCGCAUUAAGAAACCUAUCAAGACCAAGUUCCGGCUGCCUGUCUUCAACUGGACAGCACUGAAACCCAACCAGAUCAGCGGCACUGUCUUUAGCGAACUUGAUGAUGAGAAGAUCUUGGAGGACCUGGAUCUGGACAAGUUUGAAGAACUGUUCAAGACAAAAGCCCAGGGCCCUGCCCUUGACCUUAUCUGCUCCAAGAACAAGACAGCACAAAAGGCUGCCAGCAAGGUGACCCUGCUGGAAGCCAAUCGUGCCAAGAACCUGGCCAUCACCCUCCGCAAGGCUGGCCGCUCAGCUGAGGAGAUCUGCAGGGCCAUCCACACGUUUGACCUCCAGACGCUACCCGUGGACUUCGUGGAGUGCCUGAUGCGCUUCCUGCCCACAGAGGCUGAGGUGAAGCUGCUGCGGCAAUACGAGCGGGAGCGGCAGCCCCUGGAGGAGCUGGCGGCCGAGGACCGCUUCAUGCUGCUCUUCAGCAAGGUGGAGCGGCUGACCCAGCGAAUGGCUGGCAUGGCCUUCCUGGGCAACUUCCAGGACAACCUGCAGAUGCUCACGCCGCAACUCAACGCCAUCAUUGCAGCCUCUGCCUCCGUCAAGUCCUCACAGAAGCUGAAGCAGAUGUUGGAGAUCAUACUUGCCCUGGGGAACUACAUGAACAGCAGCAAGCGGGGAGCUGUGUACGGCUUCAAGCUCCAGAGC